GCAUCUGCCCUGUGGUUGUGUUCCAGCCAUGAAUGCCUACUCCAAGGAGAUGGUGCCUCUCAUGGGCAGGAGAGUUGCUGCCCCCGGUGGGAACCCUGCCGUCCUGACAGAGAAGAGGCCGGCGGAGACCACCCCCACAAAGAAGAGUGCGCACUUCUUCCUGGAGAUAGAGGGGUUCGAGCCCAACCCCACAGUGGCCAAGACCUCUCCCCCUGUCUUCUCCAAGCCCAUGGACUCCAACAUCCGGCAGUGCAUCUCUGGCAACUGUGAUGACAUGGACUCCCCCCAGUCUCCUCAGGAUGAUGUGACAGAGACCCCAUCCAAUCCCAACAGCCCCAGUGCACACCUGGCGAGGGAAGAGCAGAGGAGAAGGAAGCGGCGGCUGAAGAAGCGCAUCUUCGCGGCGGUGUCCGAGGGCUGCGUGGACGAGCUGCUGGAGCUGCUGGCGGAGCUGCAGGAGCUUUGCAGGCGGCGCCGCGACCACGACGUGCCUGACUUCCUCAUGCACAAGCUGACGGCCUCAGACACGGGGAAGACCUGUCUGAUGAAGGCCUUGUUAAACAUCAACCCCAACACCAAGGAGAUUGUGCGGAUCCUGCUUGCCUUUGCCGAAGAGAACGACAUGCUGGGCAGGCUCAUCAACGCCGAGUACACAGAGGAGGCCUACGAAGGGCAGACGGCGCUGAACAUCGCCAUCGAGCGGCGGCAGGGGGACAUCACGGCGCUGCUCAUCGCCGCCGGCGCCGACGUCAACGCCCACGCCAAGGGGGCCUUCUUCAACCCCAAGAACCAGCACGAGGGCUUCUACUUCGGCGAGACGCCCCUGGCCCUGGCGGCGUGCACCAACCAGCCCGAGAUCGUGGAGCUGCUGAUGGAGCACGAGCGCACCGACAUCGCCUCCCAGGACUCGCGGGGCAACAACAUCCUCCACGCCCUGGUGACCGUGGCCGAGGACUUCCAGACGCAGAACGACUUCGUGAAGCGCAUGUACGACACGAUCCUGCGGCGCAGCGGCAGCUGGGAGCUGGAGACCACGCGCAACAACGACGGCCUCACGCCGCUGCAGCUGGCGGCCAAGAUGGGCAAGGCAGAGAUCCUGAAGUACAUCCUGAGUCGUGAGAUCAAGGAGAAGCGGCUCCGAAGCCUGUCCAGGAAGUUCACGGACUGGGCGUAUGGACCCGUGUCGUCCUCGCUGUACGACCUCACCAACGUGGACACCACCACAGACAACUCCGUGCUGGAAAUCACUGUCUACAACACCAACAUCGACAACCGGCACGAGAUGCUGACCCUGGAGCCGCUGCACACGCUGCUACGAAUGAAGUGGAAGAAGUUUGCCAAGUACAUGUUCUUUCUGUCCUUCUGCUUUUACUUCUUCUACAACAUCACCCUGACCCUGGUCUCAUACUACCGCCCCCGGGAGGACGAGGCCCUCCCGCACCCCUUGGCCCUGACCCACAAGAUGGGGUGGCUGCAGCUUUUGGGGAGGAUGUUUGUACUCAUCUGGGCCACGUGCAUCUCUGUGAAAGAGGGCAUUGCCAUCUUCCUGCUGAGACCCUCAGAUCUGCAGUCCAUCCUCUCGGAUGCCUGGUUUCACUUUGUCUUUUUUAUUCAAGCUGUGCUUGUGAUACUGUCUGUCUUCUUGUACUUGUUUGCCUACAAAGAGUACCUCGCCUGCCUCGUGCUGGCCAUGGCCCUGGGCUGGGCGAACAUGCUCUACUACACGCGGGGAUUCCAGUCCAUGGGCAUGUACAGUGUCAUGAUCCAGAAGGUCAUUUUGCAUGACGUUCUGAAGUUCUUGUUCGUAUAUAUCGUUUUUUUGCUUGGAUUUGGAGUAGCCCUGGCCUCGCUGAUCGAGAAGUGUCCCAAAGACAACAAGGACUGCAGCUCCUAUGGCAGCUUCAGCGACGCAGUGCUGGAACUCUUCAAGCUCACCAUAGGCCUGGGCGACCUGAACAUCCAGCAGAACUCCAAGUAUCCCAUUCUCUUUCUGUUCCUGCUCAUCACCUAUGUCAUCCUCACCUUUGUUCUGCUCCUCAACAUGCUCAUUGCCUUGAUGGGAGAGACUGUGGAGAAUGUCUCCAAGGAGAGCGAGCGCAUUUGGCGCCUGCAGAGAGCCAGGACCAUCUUGGAAUUUGAGAAAAUGUUACCAGAAUGGCUGAGGAGCAGAUUCCGGAUGGGGGAGAUGUGUAAAGUGGCCGAGGAAGAUUUCCGACUGUGUUUGCGGAUCAAUGAAGUGAAGUGGACUGAAUGGAAAACACACGUCUCCUUCCUUAACGAAGACCCGGGGCCUGGGAGGCGAACAGAUUUCAACAAAAUCCAAGAGUCUUCCAGGAACAACAGCAAAACCACUCUCAAUGCGUUUGAAGAAAUAGAGGAAUUCCCAGAAACGUCGGUGUAGAAGCGUCACCCACAGCUGGUGUGUGCGUGGGCUGUCUGGUGCUGCAGGCGGAGUCACGGAUGUGCUGAGGGCUUUGAGGAGUGGUGGAACCUGGCUCUGCUGGCCUAGACGUAGAACACACCCUCAUGCUGAGUGGGUAUCUGGACUGAAGGGCAGUUGGCGGUUUGUCUGAGUGGGAAACAUCCUAAAUUUUGUUAUUUGGCAAAAAGCUUGUGUAAACCCACAGCCAGCCACAGUCCGGAGCCUCGGACACCCCUAAAGUUCUGGGUGAAGCCUCUGGUUUUACCAAUUGCAGGUCGGCUUGGCUGGGAGAGGUGGGUGGCAGGGAAGGGGCCUUGAAGAGCGGGGAGAGGAGGCUUUCCUCCUGCCAGCUUCCCCGUGUCAGCCCUGGCCCCAGUCCACACAUUCUACCAUCUCACAGGGUUGCCUGAAUUUGUGGGAGACCCUUGAUCCCAUCCCAGAAUGUGCAAGGGACGAGGUAAGCCAGAUAUCCUGGGAGAGGAGGGGAGUGAGCUUUGGAAAUGACCUUCGGGAACUCUUCAGGGAAAAGGAAGCCAUCCUUGGAGUGAGCAUCCCCUGAAACCCCAAGGAUCAAACUGUCUCAAAUGGAGAGAUGUUUUUAGUAGCAUAAUUGACACAGGGUUUAUGUUCAGUAUGGAAAAGACAUUUCAGUUAAGAAUGAACAUUACUACAAUGAAGUAUUGAUUUUAAAAGUGGAGACAGAUCAGGGGCUUUCGGGCUGGAUGUAAGUAAAUAUAUCUGGCCUCAGGGUUGGCAGAGCAAGACAAAAAGCUUUUCUUCACACACACAAAAGUCUGCGUGAGAGGCGUGGGGCAGGUCCUGCCGGGCCGCCGCGAUCUGGGUGAAAGGGCCUGGCUCUUUUCCUUGUCCCCGGCCUUGCCGCAGCGCACGCCCCCGCACUGGGAUCCUGGCUUCCGCAGAAGCAGAAAUAGCAGCUGCUCCGUCUCUACCAUGUUAGAGCUCAGGACGUCUCAGUGGGGGAAUUUAACAAAACGCCUGAACUGCUUUGGUACAAAGUUUUGUGUUUUUUUUUAACUGUGAAUUUUGAAGCUGAAGGGGAAGCUUGUGAGAGAGAAACAUUUGCCAAGACUUUGGGCUUAUUUUUAGGUCCUCAUCCUCUGAUGUCCUCCCUUGGAAAUGACACGGAGUCAGUCUGGGGGCAGAGGGGAAGUGGAGACGGAAGGAUUUUCCGGGUAACUGGGGCCUAAGCCGCUAGAAAAUCUCCUCUGCUCCCAUUAUCUGGUGAAAGGAUUCAUGUAAAAAUUACAAAAAUAGUAACAUAAGUUUUAUAAGAAAUAGAAAUUUGGCCUCUGGAUGACAUGGCAAUUGACGAGUUAAUCUGGUUUGAGGCAGAUUGAGGAGUCCAGGCCUGGCAGUGCACUUGGGACGAGUUUCUCUGCUCUGGGCCACUCCAUGUGCCAGACUAGCUGAGCAGGUGGAGACUCAGCCUCCGUGCCCCUAAUGGGGCUGGUUGGGGAGAGGGGGUCUGGGGUGUGAGAGGCGUCACAACCCCAGCAGCCCCUGUCCUCCCAGCUGACUUAGGGAGGAACCACGUGCUCUGAGCCUCAGCGGUCAGACCAGGCUCUGAGGGGGAACGGGGCUGGGCAUGGGCCCCUGGAGAAGAGAAGAUUGGAGGGGGCCUGUCCUGAGGCAGAAGGAGCAGAUGCAUUCUAGAAUGGGCAGAACUAGUCAACUGAGGAGGACUUCGGCUCAAUCCAACCCAGCAACUGGUCCAGAUAUUGGAGAUCUUUAAGCAAAAGCUGGUUGAGCACUUCAUGAGGCAUGUGGUUGAAAACGGUCAUUGGAUGAAGUGUAAGGUCCCUUUAGCCUAGAGAGUCUGCCGAUCAGCAUUCCACAGGUGGAGUCAGCUACCUCUGUUAAGCCCGAACAGACCUCUUGUUUGAAAGGAAGUGGUUUGGAUCCAUGGUGCCGGGUUCUACACCACUGAGCUGGGAAUUCCAGAACUGCUUUACUCAGAUGUUAAUGGAUAAAGCCAUACCCACUAACGGAUGAGGUUAUCUGUUAUGGAUAAAGCCAUAUCCAGAAUUGCUUUGACUCAGAUAUUAAUGGAUAAAGCCAAUGAUUGAUUUCUAUUUGCCUAACCUGCCAGCUUGUGUCCAAGUGAGAAAUGGAGAGCCACAGGGAUCUUUGUCAUCUCGCAUUAUGGAGCGCUGCUCUCUGUGGCUCUGGAUGGAAUUUGUUGGCAAGACCCUUUUCUUUUCUCUUUUCUCCCUUCCUUCCCUCCAUCCUUCCCUCUUUCCUUCCCUCC
Messenger RNA from Sapajus apella (tufted capuchin), 4691 nucleotides. It is a transcript of the gene TRPV3, whose product is annotated as transient receptor potential cation channel subfamily V member 3. Gene Ontology annotation, biological process: calcium ion import across plasma membrane. Gene Ontology annotation, cellular component: membrane. The record is from RefSeq and is a predicted model, not a curated record. Gene Ontology annotation, molecular function: protein binding; calcium channel activity. Bases 29 to 2401 code for a protein of 790 amino acids. Lineage: Eukaryota; Metazoa; Chordata; Mammalia; Primates; Cebidae. The transcript is spliced from 17 exons.